GCCCACCCAGCCCAAUCCCUUACAACUGCCCCAGGAGAGCUCCUGGGCAGCCGCUGCAAGUCAGGCGGCCAUCAGGUUGCCCCUCUCUGCUCCAGCUAGAAAGACUUGAGUUAGACAAGCAGAAGCACACGCCUCCCUGCCUCAUGGCGACAGAAAACGGAGCAGUGGAGCUGGGAAUCCAGAGCCCAUCAACAGAUGAGGCACCUAAAGGUACAGCAGGUGAAGGACCUCUGGCUGCAGAGAAAGCGUCUGGUCCACCAGAUCCAAAGAAAGGUCCUGGGACCCCAGAUGCAAAGAAAGAACCUGGGACCCCACAUCCAAAGAAAGAGCCUGAUCCACGCACCCUGAAGAAAGAUGACAAAGCUGACGCCCUAAAGGAAGAGGAUGGUGCCCUGGCCCAACCCUCCACCGGCAGCGAGGGCCCCAAGGGAGAAGGCGACCUGGGUGGGGGCCCUGCGGAGGGUAGUGCUGGGCAGCCAGCAGCCCUGCCCCAGCCGACCGCGACAGCCGAGGCCAGCGUCAAGAAGCCCGAUGCCAAGCAGGAGGCCUCGGGCAGCCAGGGCCCCGGAGAGCCCAAGGUUCACAAGAAGGCAGCGGAGGGCCAAGCAGCGGUCAGGAGGGGCUCGCCCGCCUUUCUGCACAGCCCCAGCUGCCCUGCCAUUAUCUCUAGGCCUGAGAGGCUGCCAGCUGAGAAAACUCUGAGUGAGGCAUCGGAGCUCAUCUUUGAAGGGGUGCCUGUGACCCCCAGCCCCACGGAUCCCGGGCCAGCCAAGGCAGCAGAAGGAGGGAAGAACAUCCUGGCAGACAGCCAGAAGGAAGCAGGAGAGAAGGCUGCAGGCCAGGCUGGCCAGGCCAAGGUGCAAGGGGACACCUCGAGGGGGAUCGAGUUCCAGGCUGUUCCCUCGGAGAAAUCGGAGGUGGGGCAGGCCCUCUGUCUCACAGCCAGGGAGGAGGACUGCUUCCAGAUUUUGGAUGAUUGUCCGCCACCCCCAGCCCCCUUUCCCCACCGCAUCGUGGAGCUGAGGCCCGGGAACGUCAGCAGUCAAUUCAGCAUGAACUCCAAGGAGGCACUGGGCGGUGGUAAGUUUGGAGCAGUCUGUACGUGCACAGAGAAAGCCACAGGCCUCAAGUUGGCAGCCAAAGUCAUCAAGAAACAGACACCCAAAGACAAGGAAAUGGUGAAGCUUGAGAUCGAGGUGAUGAACCAACUGAACCACCGCAACCUGAUCCAGCUCUACGCGGCCAUCGAGACCUCGCACGAGAUAGUCCUGUUCAUGGAGUACAUCGAGGGCGGCGAGCUCUUCGAGAGGAUUGUGGAUGAGGACUAUCAGCUGACUGAGGUGGACACCAUGGUGUUUGUCAGGCAGAUCUGUGACGGGAUCCUCUUCAUGCACAAGAUGCGGGUUCUGCACCUGGACCUCAAGGUACUGGGGCCCGGGCCUCCCGGGAGGGCUCGGGAGCAGAAGCUGACCCCCUGAAACCAGGGUUGCAACCAGCCAGCCCUCCCCCGUCCCAUCCGUCCUAGUCUCCCUCCCUCCAUCCUUCUAGCUGUAGAUCCCAAAGGUUUAUUGAGGCUUUCCUAGGUACCAGGAGCCAGGGAUCCAACGGAGAGCAAACAAGACUUAGUCCCAGCUCUCAGGGGCUUCUACUGUAGUAGUACUAAGCACACAGCCUUUGUCCCGCGAGCCCCAACCAAGCUCAGCGUCUCACGCAUAGAACUUGCUAGGCGUUGCUGAAGUGUCCGCCUCGGUGCCGGCCCCUCAUGGGGGGGUUCGUUUGUUCAUGUAUCCUGCAAGUAUCCGUCGAGAGCCUGCUCUGUGGCAGGCAGGGUUCUAGGUGGUGGAGACCCAGCAGGGAACGAAGUAGACAAAGAUGCCUGCCCUCGUGGAACUUAGGUUCUAGAAGGGGAGUCAGGAAAACACAUCCGUGAGGUAUAGCCUCAGCGCAGCAACAUACCCGUGCUAGGCACUAGCGAAAAUGUUCGUGAGAGAAUAUUUGUGUCUCCCCUCCGACCUUGCUCAGUGCCUUGCGCGGAGGGGUCAGGGAGAGCCAGCAGGCGUGAUGCAUUCAGCCGGCAUGGCCGGAACAGCCACGGGCUGCUGUAGGCGGGAACA
Messenger RNA from Leptonychotes weddellii (Weddell seal), 2114 nucleotides. NCBI's taxonomy places the organism in Eukaryota, Metazoa, Chordata, Mammalia, Carnivora, Phocidae. The record is from RefSeq and is a predicted model, not a curated record.